AUGGAUACUGUUAAAACAGUGAAGAAGCGCAUUACAAGAAUGAAUACAAAAAGUAAGCUUCAAAUGAAUAAACAUAUGCAUAAUAUUGAGGAGAUUUUAAAAUGUUCUAACGCUACACCCAUUCGUGGCUACGAAGGGCAAGGCUACAGAUGUUGCUAUUGUUUCCAACAAUAUUUAAAACCAAGCGAACUCAAAGCUCACACUGUUGAGACACACGAAGGAAUCACCAAAGCAGAUUUCGGAUAUCCCCAUAUAGAAAAAUUUAAUGUAAAAGUUGAUAUAACCGAUCUUCGAUGUAAACUGUGCGGGCAAAGUAUUGAUAAUAUAGAAGUAUUAAUUAAUCAUCUCAUCAAUGAUCAUAAUAAAGCGAUGUACACAGAUAUUAAGAGUCAUAUAAUACCAUUUAAAUUUGACAACAGCGAGGGACUUCGUUGCUUCAUAUGCUCGAACAGAUUCAAUGCGUUCAAGGCGAUAUUAGAACACAUGAAAUUGCAUAUAAGAAACUUUGUGUGCCCAAUCUGUGACGCUGGAUUCAUCACUCGAAGUCAGAUGAGAUAUCACCGCCAAACUCAUAAGACUGGCUCCUUCAAAUGUGAUCAUUGCGACAAAGUGUUCAGUACGUCCCUCAAAUGUAAAAGUCAUAUGAGAAGCGUUCACGAGAAGAGCGUUUUAAAUAAGUGCGGAUUUUGUGAUGCUACCUUUAUUUCCUACAGGCAUAAACAGAAACAUCAAUCCGAAGAGCAUGGCCUGGAAUGUCAAGUUAAAUGUGACGCAUGUGGUCGUUCCUUUCAAAGUCAGGGCUCGUAUAGAAAGCAUCUCCGGGCGAACCACUUAAUGGAGCGUCAAUUUGAAUGCUCCUUCUGUGAAUUGAAGUUUUUUACAGUCACUGGAUUGAAUAGGCAUAUGGUAAAGCACACAGGGGCUAGAGAUUUUAAAUGCGAUGUUUGUCAAAAGGCGUUUGGACGCCGGAAUACGUUGAGGGAGCAUAUGCGAAUACAUGCUGACGAUAGGAGAUUUAAAUGUGAAUAUUGUGGUUUUGCUUUUGUCCAAAAGUGUAGCUGGCGUGGUCAUAUGCGAACGAGGCAUGGUGAAGAGGUUUAG
This is a messenger RNA of Pieris macdunnoughi, 1101 nucleotides long. NCBI's taxonomy places the organism in Eukaryota, Metazoa, Arthropoda, Insecta, Lepidoptera, Pieridae. The record is from the annotation of a GenBank genome assembly.